Molecule: messenger RNA, 1830 nt
Organism: Rhopalosiphum maidis (corn leaf aphid)
Lineage: Eukaryota; Metazoa; Arthropoda; Insecta; Hemiptera; Aphididae
Product: sphingomyelin synthase-related protein 1-like
Exons: 7
Coding region: 268-1701 (477 amino acids)
Biological process (GO): ceramide biosynthetic process
Cellular component (GO): endoplasmic reticulum membrane; Golgi membrane
Molecular function (GO): sphingomyelin synthase activity; ceramide cholinephosphotransferase activity; protein binding
Source: RefSeq, a predicted model, not a curated record
AUACAGUAACAGUAUACUGGCAACUGGCAGUAGUCGCAGUAGCGUAAUAUGCAUUGUUGCACUUUUAGUUAUUAGUCAACACUUACUACUUACUAAUCGCAUAGUCGCUCGGUAGGAGCAUUACUGUCUAGUCUUAACUACGUAUUGACGUAGUCGUCGUUCUUCGGAGUUGAUUAGAUGUACUGUAAGACUUCAUCGUCCUCAAUCGUUUAUACUUAUAUUUCUCUAACUUUUGAAGUGCAUUAAAAAUUGACAUUAUUACGCGCCAUGAUGAUAAUGGAACCUGUAGUUAAUUGGAAUCCACGAGAAGUGUCAAAUUGGCUGGAGAAAAAGGGUCAUAGUAAAUAUUCUCGAAUACUUACAGAAGAUCAUUGCAUUGAUGGCCGUGCUCUUUUACUUAUCAAUGAAGCCGACUUAAAAAGUCCACCUAUAAGUAUUAAUGUCUUGGGGGAUAUAAAAAGAUUAAUGUUGGAUAUUCGUCAGUUAAAAGUAGAAAAUCGACAGACCCUUUUACAACUUGGAUUUGAUCCUAUAUCGCUACUUACAAAACCUGUAUGCAGUGCACAUGUUUAUGGAACUCAAUUUCGACCAGAUCCAUUCAAUUUUUAUGAUGAUAUACAUAUGAAUCAUGGAUCUGAUGUAACUGCCACGUCUUCUCAUAGUUCAGAAUUUGAAGAAGAUAGACGAUUAAAACCUGAGAUAUGGAAAGCUCUUAUUGCGAUGGGCUACCUGUUCACUGUAACGUGGAUUACGGCGUUCGUCAUGGUCAUCGUCCAUGAUCGCGUGCCUGAUAUGAAGAAAUAUCCCCCGUUGCCGGACAUUUUCCUGGACAACGUGCCUUACAUCCCUUGGGCGUUUCAUAUGUGUGAACUGACCGGCACCGUGUUGUGUUUCGUAUGGCUCGCCGUAUUGGUCUUCCACAAGCAUCGUUUCAUAUUGCUGAGGCGGUUUUUCGCUCUUUCGGGUACAGUCUUCCUGUUACGGUGCAUCACAAUGAUUAUAACUUCCUUGUCCGUGCCGGGGACACAUCUAGAAUGUACACCACGGAAGAAACCAGCGUAUCUAGAUGAUGGAAAUUUUUUGGGUGAAAUGGUGUACAAAAUGCAACAAGCAUAUGUGAUAUGGAGAGGAGCUGGCAUGUCGAUACAAGGAGUUCGUACUUGUGGCGACUAUAUGUUCAGUGGUCAUACGGUGGCAUUAACCAUGUUAAACUUUUUCAUAACUGAAUACACUCCACGUGACAUAUAUUUGUUACAUACGUUCAGCUGGCUCUUAAAUAUGUUCGGUAUAUUUUUUAUACUUUCGGGCCAUGAACAUUACUCCAUUGAUGUAUUCAUCGCCUUUUAUAUUACUUCAAGAUUAUUUCUAUACUACCAUACAUUAGCUAACAAUCAAGCAUUGAACAACAACGUUGAUUCCUGUCGAACGCGAAUUUGGUUUCCAUUGUUUAGUUUCUUUGAAUCUUCAUGUAGCUGCAUGGUACCAAAUGAAUAUGAAUCGUUGACAGAAAUUGCCGAAAAUCUAGCGUGUUCAACUUACAACAAUUAUUUAGUCAUUAAAUCAGCUAUCAAAACUCAGAUUUUGCUAUUGCGGGCAUUGCCGUCCAAUCAAACAGUACAAAUUGGUCCAACUUCUUUAGUUGGCGCACGUGCAAUCAGGUCAAGAACACCGAUUGUUUUGAUUAAGAAAAAAGAUAAAUAAUCCAUAAUGCUAACGUGAACGCACAUAUUUUUUGCCUCGUUAUGAAUUCAAAAAGUUGAUAUUUUGGAUCAAUGCACAGAGUAAAUACUUAUAUUUAUAUUGAAUUAAAAAUAAUUAUUAAACAUUGAA